UUUCCGAUAUAAUCACAAAUGACAUGGCACAAACGCACGAGCUGUUCUGUUCAUAACAUCACACUCUAUAUAUAGCCCCAUAAACAUGUGUAGUACUCCUGCCCAAACCCAAACAAAAGCAGCUAACCAUGGCCAGGUUUUCGGUCAUCGUGGCAAUAGUGUUCUUAUUUGUGACAGCUUCUUCUGUCAGUUACGCCACCAUAACUUGUGAUCAAGUGGUAGCUUGGCUCACUCCAUGCAUACCCUUUGGAGUGUUUGGAGGCGCAGUGCCCCCAGAUUGCUGUAAAGGCAUAAAAGAGCUGAAUGCUGCACAAAACACGACGAUCGACCGUAGAAUUGCUUGCAGUUGCAUUCAGGACGGAGCUGCAGCAAUUCCCGGGAUUAAUUAUGACCGGAUUAACACUCUUGGUGAUGUCUGUGGCUCUCCUUGUCCUUACAAAGUUUACCCCUCUACUAAUUGCUCUGCGGUAAUCUGAAUCCAUAGGAGGAUUGAAGAAUGGAGAAUAAAGCUUCCGAGAAGACUAUUCCUCGAAGCCAUAUAGCUAGACAGACCUCUUAGUUGUUUAAAUCACAAUGCUUUUGAGGAACUUAUUAAUUUAUACGGGUCGGAUCGUCCUGUAUAAGGAUGGCAAUGUAAUCCAUUACCAUCUAUUAAUAAUAUCCCCUUUUAUACACAAAAUAUAUGCAUUGUCUGUAUGUAUAAACAAUUUAUCUAUGACAUUUUUAUUUUCAUUUUUGAUA
Molecule: messenger RNA, 741 nt
Organism: Pyrus x bretschneideri (Chinese white pear)
Lineage: Eukaryota; Viridiplantae; Streptophyta; Magnoliopsida; Rosales; Rosaceae
Product: non-specific lipid-transfer protein 1
Exons: 2
Coding region: 129-476 (115 amino acids)
Biological process (GO): lipid transport
Cellular component (GO): membrane
Molecular function (GO): lipid binding
Source: RefSeq, a predicted model, not a curated record